AUGCAGCAUCAUCCCCACCACACCCAGCAGGGUCCGCCUCCGCAUCACCUCCAGCAGCCGCGUCCCUCGAGCAUAGUGCAUCAACAGCACCAUCAGCAGCAACAAGCUCCUCCAUCGCAACCGCAGCACUCCAACCCAUACCCGCCCGCUCACGGCCUGCCCCAAUACGCCACCCAGAGCGCCCCAGGGCCAGCUGGACAGCAUCCUCAGGACUUGCCGUACUACGGGGCACACCCAAGCCCAUAUAGCACCCCAAGCGCGUCGGGUACAUAUUCAUCUGCAGCUCCAGAAACCCCAGAUAUCAUGGCAGCUACCCAGAUGUCGCGUCCUUACCCCCCAAUCUCAUACCAUACGCCGCAGUCAAAUUCUCCAGCGUCAGUCGCGUCGCCAUCGGCACACGACCAGCGACACCUCUAUGGCGCGCCGCCGUCGCAGUUGCAGCAGAAUCCUCAAAUGUACUAUGCCGCGCCUCAACAGCAGUAUCCGCCGCCAAUGGCCGCUCAGGGGGGACCAUCUCCAUACGCGCCUCACCCCCAGCAGCAGCAACAGCAGCAUCAUCAAUCGAUGACUUCACAGCCAAAUCUGCUCAUGUCGCACAGUCAGAACCAGCACCAGAUGCAGCAGCAUCCAGCACAGCACCCACAACAGGCGAUCACCGGCAGCCCCAGACCAAAGAUGGAGCCCCAUGUGCCCCAGAUGCAAAAUCGCCCGGCCGCUCCUCUGGGCCCGCCUCAGCAUCAAGCCAAUGGAUCCCAAAUACAGCAGAACAAUAUGCCUGGUGCUGGAAACGGUGUCAAUCCAAAUGCGGCGCCUGGCCCAAUUCCGGCAACUACCCCAUUAGUCGUGCGACAAGAUAACAAUGGCGUGCAAUGGAUCGCGUUCGAGUAUUCGCGAGAUCGCGUCAAGAUGGAAUACACGAUCCGAUGCGACGUGGAAUCGGUGAACGUCGAGACGCUGAGCCCCGAAUUCAAGACGGAGAAUUGCGUGUAUCCGCGCGCUUGUUGCAGCAAGGAUCAGUACCGCGGGAACCGGUUGGUGUACGAGACCGAGUGUAACACAGUUGGCUGGGCUUUGGCAGAGCUGAAUCCAUGUCUGCGUGGAAAGAGAGGAUUGAUUCAGCGAGCAGUAGAUAGUUGGCGCAACAGCAACCAAGAUCCCCGGCUGCGGAGUCGACGCGUCCGGCGAAUGGCCAAGAUCAACAAUCGCAAGGCUGCUCAGGUCGCGACACACCCUCCUCACAUGGCUGGCCCAACGGGCCCGACAGGGAUGCCGCCAGCUCCCAACAUGGGGCCAAGCGGUGCAGGAAGCAUGCCCAAGCCCAGCAUGGGAGGUGGGAUGGGUAACUCCCAGCUCCAUCACCACCACAAUCACCCUGAUGGCAGCACCCAAGGCGAGGAAGUCGGUGACAACGAUGAAUAUAUCGAUGGCCAACUCCACCACCAUCAACCUCCGAAUGGCCCUCCUACCCAGAGCCCUGACGAUGUCCGCCAAGCUCACGUCUACCCCGCCUACUCGGCCUACCCACCCCCAGCGCUCGGCGCAGGAGGAUCCUCGAUGCCACCUUCGAUCCAUAAUCAACAUCAGCCGGCUCCACACCCGUCACACGUUGCGCCUAUUGCCGCCUCGCGAUCGCAUGCCAAGGUCGAGCUCGAUGAAGAAGCGCGUCUCUCCCUGUUCGGCGAUAUCCCGGAGGCGAAGAAGAGGAAGUUCAUCCUCGUCGACGACCCGGGAAAGGGUGGUAGAGUACGUGUGAGAGUUACCCUUGAUACUGUUGACAUCAAGGAAAUCCCAGAUUCUUUCAGGAAGAGCAACUCGGUUUAUCCACGCAGCUGGUUCCCACUGGAAAUGCAAAGUCCCCCUCCAAGUGCUACCGGCAGUCGUUUCUUCGAGAGCGAUGACUUCGAUGACGGUGACGAGGUGGAACCUACUGGAGGUGCAAAGGCCGGUCGACGAAGCCGCGGACGUAUGGCUGUCAGUGUGCCAUUGCCUGAUGGGGGUGAAGGAGAAGUCCAAGCCCCCCGGAUGAUGAAGAGCGUUCGUGCUAAAGAAGUCCGCUUGAAUGAUCUGGGAUAUCGGAUGACUUGGCAUCAGAGCAGAGUGUUUGCAGAUAAGACUGUGUUUCUGCAGAAAGCUCUGGACUCAUAUCGUAAUAAAGUCCGCUCGACUAUGGAAGGACUUGGGAAAGGUAUUGCUACCGCUCCACAUUUUGAGACGAGAGUUGGGAAGAGGAGGUGGAACGAGAGGUCCAAGGGGAAGGGCAGGGAGGAUGAGCCUUGA
Molecule: messenger RNA, 2277 nt
Organism: Venustampulla echinocandica
Lineage: Eukaryota; Fungi; Ascomycota; Leotiomycetes; Helotiales; Pleuroascaceae
Exons: 4
Coding region: 1-2277 (758 amino acids)
Source: RefSeq, a predicted model, not a curated record